This is a messenger RNA of Anoplopoma fimbria (sablefish), 1041 nucleotides long. RefSeq names its product DnaJ heat shock protein family (Hsp40) member B4 (gene dnajb4). The transcript has 3 exons. Gene Ontology annotation, cellular component: cytosol. NCBI's taxonomy places the organism in Eukaryota, Metazoa, Chordata, Actinopteri, Perciformes, Anoplopomatidae. Gene Ontology annotation, molecular function: protein-folding chaperone binding. The record is from RefSeq and is a predicted model, not a curated record. The coding region runs from base 19 to 1041 and encodes 340 amino acids.
GAUACGUGGAAAUAAAAAAUGGGCAAAGAUUAUUAUAAGACGUUGGGUAUCUCUAAAGGAGCCACGGAUGAGGAUAUAAAGAAAGCUUACAGAAAACAAGCGUUGAAAUGGCACCCCGACAAGAACAAGUCUGCAGCCGCCGAGGAGAAAUUUAAGGAAAUUGCUGAGGCAUACGAAGUCCUCAGUGAUCCGAAGAAAAGAGAAGUUUAUGAUCAAUAUGGAGAAGAAGGUCUCAAGGGAGGAAGUGUUCCCAGUGGUGACGGGCCAGGCAACACCUUCACCUACACCUUCCACGGGGACCCUCACGCCACCUUCGCCACUUUCUUCGGGGGUUCGAACCCCUUCGACAUGUUCUUCGGCCGCAAAUCCAACGGCCGAGACGACGACGACAUGGAGGUGGACGGAAACGACCCCUUCGGCUCCUUCACCAACUUCAACAUGAACGGAUUCCCUCGGGACGGGCACGUCGGCCCCGGAGGGCAGCAGCGCCGGAAGCAGGACCCGGCCAUCAUCCACGAACUGAGGGUCACCCUGGAGGAGGUUUUCCACGGCUGCACCAAGAGGAUGAAGAUCUCACGCAAAAGGCUAAAUCCAGAGGGCAGGACCAUGCGCAAUGAGGAUAAGAUACUGGCUAUCGAGAUCAAGCGGGGCUGGAAAGAGGGAACCAAGAUCACGUUCCCGCGGGAGGGAGACGAGUCCCCCAACACCAUUCCUGCGGACAUUGUUUUCAUCAUCAAGGACAAGCCACACCCCCACUUUAGGCGGGAGGGCUCGAACAUUGUGUAUCCUGUACGCGUGAGCUUACGACAGUCGUUGUGCGGAUGCUCGGUUACCGUGUCAACGAUAGACGGGCAGACUUGCAACAUGAAGAUCACGGAUGUCAUCAAGCCCGGCAUGAGAAAGACUGUCGCAGGACAGGGUCUCCCCUUACCCAAAAACCCAGAGCAGAGAGGAGACCUGGUGGUGGAGUUUGACGUUAACUUUCCCGAGGUGUUGCCCGGCAACGCCAAGGACGUCCUGAAACGGCAUUUACCUGCUUAG